CAAACUUUUCAUUGACGCGACACUCUGCACAGCAGGAAAAUGUGUGUACCAGAUGCCGUCAAGAAUGUGGACCCGCUCGCCCACCGCACCUCUCCUCUCUUGUCCCUGAGAGUCAGCAAGCGUCGCGAUGGGCCUGCAGACUUUGAACGGGACCUGGACCCAGAGGAACAGAGGGCAUGGAAGAAGCAAAAGGUGGAGGUGACCACGGCAAAGCUUUCAAGAGCGCUGGAGAAGCAUGCCGCAGACAUGCCUGAUGUGGUUCUGAGGCAGGAGCUUCAGGUUCUUUGGACAGAGCAACAACCACUCCUGGAAGCAAAGUCACUCGGCCUCCUUGACGCUGUCAAUGCGCGACUUGCGCUUCAAGGGAUUGCACAGGUCAGCAAGAGUUCCUGGGACAUGUACCUGGCACCAAGCGAGGCCCUACUCCUUGGUAUGGACUCUGGGCGCUUCUCGCCGCAAGAAUUGCAGCUGAAAGAGUCUGCCACCAACGUCACGCAAGAUGCGCACUUCUACUGGAGGUGCAGAUCAUCUGGAGGAACCUUUGACCAAGCUCACUACUGCUCACCCGACAAUGCCCACCUACUCUUCGCUGCUCAAUUCCCCACCUCGGCCUUGGCACCAUUUUUCCUCCAAGAGACCCUGAUCGGCAGGUCCGACAAUUACUUUGGUUUUCCAGUCAUGUCUCCGGCGCAGAGAGAGCUCGAUGUGUGCCACGUGCAAUUGAACAACAAGCUUAGAGUCCAAAUGGUGCAAGCAGCCAAGCUGACAGCAAAAAAGGACGUGGCCGUCCAAGAAAUCCUCUUGCAAAAGGUGGCUGGUCUUACUUUUCCAAUGCCAUCCUUCAAGACGACGACGCUCAAAGCUGCGGGUUCAUCUAAAGCCACGACCUCCCCCGCGAUCGAUGCCGUGCUGGAGACCGUACCUGCUAUCGGCAUCGUUGAGAGAGUCCUCAUCAAUCUUGGUCCACCCACAAGAUCCUUCAACAGUGCUCGAUAUGGCGGCAUCUUGACGGACCAGAUCGUCUUGAACCAGCAAACCGAGAUUGAGCAGGAAGUUCAAGAUGUUUGCGCGGCGUAUACCAUCUCGACACCGGCCGACACUGCACAAGCACCCAGCGCAGUUACUGCGCCGACAACAUUGCCCUCCGCUCAUCUCGCUGACGAUGCCCCGGCCUACACCCACAUGCUCUCUUGGCAGCUCACAGCCAGAGAGUGGUGGCUCGUCAACCGGCCUCGCGCUCAUCAUCGCAUUGUUGGCCUGCAAGCAGCCAGGCAAGCCGCCAGGAACGCGGUACACGGAUUGGAUGCUCUCUCUCCCGCAGAGCCUGCCCAGAUCAUCUGCGUCGGAAAGGACAUCACCAUGGGUGACAUUCUCGGUCACACGACAUUCUUCGGUGAGGCAGCGGGCAGCGGGCCCAAGCUCUGGAGAUACCUCUCUGCGCAAGCAGGGCUCGAGACCGGACCUUUCCUGGAUCUCUUUGCCUCAACACUCGAUGAGCAUUACGAGUGGAUCAUUCAUCUAGUGUGCUUGCGAUGGAUCCUCCUCGGCGUUCAGUGGCUCCGAAGGCGAAGAGGCGUGGCCUAUCCUGCAGUGUUGGCGCUGCUGUCUUCCGAAGUCGCCUCUACACUGUUGAGGGCAAAUUCGACGACGGUCGAAAUGCACAAGUAUGCAGGGACAAUCUCGGUCGUGGAGGGACUUGACGCCGUCGCUGUUGUGCUCCCGCACCCUGGAUCCCUCAAGUACGACGGGUCUCCCGUCCGUCAGAGCGCCCUCGCUCAGCUAAUCUUCCUCUGCUGCCUAAAGCUGAGAGCGCUCCAGCACAUGGCGCCGAACUUCGUCGGCGACCCCUUGGCACUGAAGAAAGCUGCAGAUUCAGCGACCCCCAAGCUGGACGCAGAGAUCAGCCAAGUCAAAGACGAUUACCGAGCAUGGCAGACAGUGCGGUCUGCCAGAGGCCUGGCAACUAACCUCAAAGCCUUGGAAGCACUGUCAGAUGGUGAAGCUUGGCGGCAAGCCCAGCAAAAAUCAGCCCACUCUAGCAAGCACAGCAUCCAGACGGCUUUAUUGACAGAGAAGAGCUCUGCCGGCCCCGCGCGCAUCGCACAAGGCCAGCGAUUUGUCGAACUUGCGCAGAGCAAUCCCCUCGCAAGGGUCCCCUGCCCGCAGGGCCUCACCGUGGGCGAUCAAGGCUGGUGGGCGUGGCUCAUUUCAUUGCCCCCAGGUCUCGACGUUGGCAGAGCAGCCGGCGUCUUCGACAGUCAAGCAGGUCAGACCGCCUGCCUUGCACCGGAAACUGCCAUGGGCCUUCUCUGCUCAGCGCGAUCUACGUAUAGAAGCCGCCAAGUGUUCUCCUUCUCCUGUCGCCACUGUGGUGUAACUGGACUCGCAAGAGAAGAGUUCCACCACACCUGUUCCGGCCGCACCUUCACCAUGAUCACGGAUGCAAACGACCUGCAAUCUGUUGAGCUGCUCUGGCCAUCCGACGUUCAGCGCUGGCUACAGCAAGUCAAUGCACCGCAGCCCCUCCUUCUUCGCGCCGUCACAUACCCCGCUUCCCGCUUCCUUCCGGUCGCUCUGCAGGGCUGCGUCCUGCCCACCGACACAGUCUACGCAGAGCCCGAAACACCGCUGACCAGCGACUUCCUGCUCGCGCAAGCAGUCGACCAUCUCGUCUUGCGCACCAGGCGCACGGAUGCACAACUGGGAAUAGCAGGAGACGCCGACAUGCGCAAGACGCUCAAAGGCCUCAUCGACUACAUUGGUCGAGACAUGGCGUCAGGCGAUACAGCAGUGGAGCAGCAGGAAGACCCAGACAACCCGUUGCCAUUCUGCAACACAGCGCGCUGGUUCACUUGCAACGUGCAAGGCUGCCUCAAGCGCCACCUAGCAAUCCCGACUGGCCAGAACCAGACCAUAAAGCGGCACUGCAAGCGCAAAGCCACUCCCAGCCCCGCGCUUCUUGCAUUCAGGGACAUGCUGCUUGACUGGCAGCGCAAGAUUCUCCAACAUCGUGCCAUCAAGUGUGCCACGCAUCACAAGGCCGCUGGCCAAGCCGCAACCUUGCUGCAGUUCUUUGGCUGGGGUAGAGACCCUGCUCAGCUGCUCACAGUUCAACCCUCGGACCUGACCGUUCCGCUGGACAAUGCGGACGCCAUGCAACAGAAGUCUACUGAGUGCAGAGGAUUGGGGCUACCAGCAGCUGGUGUUCCCAACCAGCAAUAACAUACUACCGGGCCAAUCACUGAAGCAAACCCUCACCCUUACAGCAAACUAUACUUGGCAGGAGCAGGGUCCUCCACGCCAAUGUUGACAGAGGCUGACCACGGUCAGCUUGCCAAGCAUGUACACCUAGCGCACACCCCUCAAUUAGAGCAAGCCGGUGUGACCUGUGACGGAC
This is a messenger RNA of Ceraceosorus guamensis, 3397 nucleotides long. RefSeq lists its product as hypothetical. Lineage: Eukaryota; Fungi; Basidiomycota; Exobasidiomycetes; Ceraceosorales; Ceraceosoraceae. The record is from RefSeq and is a predicted model, not a curated record. The coding region runs from base 40 to 3222 and encodes 1060 amino acids. The transcript is spliced from 2 exons.